AUGGCUGCGCCACAGGCCUGGAGCAGUCACAUCUGGACUGAACAGACUUUGACGCGCCUGAUCGGCAGCGAUCAGCAGCAAGUCGAGAUCUGUACCAACGAACGCAUGCCACAGUCGUUCAUGGUUCCACGAUCUCUAUUGGCCUUCUACUGCCCUAAACUCCACCCUUCUCCCACUGUUCCUAAACACCCUUAUGUGCUCGAGACAAGCCGAGCCCUCCUAACACUAUUCUUCGGAUGGCUAUACACUGGCAAAGUGGAUACCACCAGCUGGUAUGAUCUCACAGAACUCUACUUCCUGGGCCACGCCGCUGGAUCUGUCGCCCUCAUGCGCUGCUCCAUCUCACAGCUACAAAAAGCCUGCAAAGACGACCAGCGCAACGACACCGACCUGUUCCACUAUGGGCACAUCUCUGUCAUCGAGGAGAUGGUCGGUGCAUCUUCUCCUCUGUCUCGCUAUGUUGAAGACACAUACUUCAACCACUGGGAUCCUUCAGACGAUGAUGGCGUUAGCGACGAUCCAUCACAGUACCCAAAGUCGAAUGCCUUCUUCAAGAAGUUGUUCCAGCGCUCGCGCGUAGAGCAGAGGGAAGGCGAGAACUGCUCAUGUUGUCAUGACUACUGCAAGUACCAUGAUCAUAGCGAGGAGGAACGUUUGGCGACGUGUGGACACUCGUCAGCUCCAACUACGGGACCCUCAAUCAACGCUCCCGAGCCUACUAUCCAGCCAGCUUCUGUCCCUGUCAUCAAGCCGGCUGCUGCUCCUACUAGCAAGCCACCGCUUACUCGAGUUGCAAAGUCGGAUCCUUUGGUGCGCAAGAGUCGCAACAGGAAAUCGAUCCAUAGAUCAGUGAUCAGCGAGCUCUCAUCGGAGCGCGAUAACUCGGUCUUGCACGGAACUCGGGCCACCGCCUCUCGUGAUGGAACACCGAAAGUAAAGACUGCUGACGAUACCUGGCUGACAGUCAUGAGCCGUGCUCCGGUCGGUUACCCUGCUGACUACCACGGUUUGUUGAUGUCUCUGCCACAAGUCCAGUCAAUCAAACCACUGGACUGGUUGGAGAGUGGUCUAAAUGCUGAAGGUAUCGAUCAGCUUCCCGAGCCGGACAGAAUCAUUGCUGCCGCCAUGAGCUGGAACGCCGAGGAUUAUGCUCAGACAAAGUGCAAUUUUUUCAAUCAGUACGACUCGACGAUCCAAGACCAGAGUCGUUGGCUCAGAAUUCUGAAAUUCGGAGGCAGCAAACCCAAGGAGAAGGGCGAACGACUGUUGGCCAUGUGGAAAAGUUUGGGGUGGCUGAAAACCUCAGACGCAGUUGUCAACGAUGGAACACAGCAUCGAACAGUCUUGACCGCACCUAAAGCCCGUAUACAAACUCCACGCGGUGUCAAAACGGUUGAGUCUGUCGAAGAGAAAGAUGCUAGCAUCAGGAGAACCAUCGCCUGGUCCCCGCAGGAGAACGAUGUAAUGAUCAGAAUCAUGGAUGAUCUUGAAACAGAUCCGACUCACGCCAAUACGACCACAACACAACGCGCAGAUAUGUGCAGACUGCGGCUGAAGACCCAUUUUGGCACUGAUCGCACAUCCGUCGCUAUUACCAUUCGAUAUUGCAAGCAUCGACGCGAGCGAGAAACUGUCCAGAGUACCGAGGAUACCAUCACUCCCAGCAACUCUGCUGUCGGCGCAUCGCUUUACAACGUCCUUUCCAAUACUCCUCUCACCAUCAGAUCUCUCGGUAAGGAGUUCACAGCCAUCAAUGACCCUCGUCGUAACACCGUUGCGAGCGACGAUCGUGUUGACAGCGCCGCUCCGAGCUCUACCAAUGGAGCGAAGAAGAAAUCCGAGCGCUGGACGGACGAAGAGGACAAGGCCAUGGCCGACAUUUACAAGGAAAUCGAAGAAGAUCCGGUGCAGUCGAUGCUUAACGAACGCGAUCGAGCCAGAUUGUGCAGUACACGACUCCUGUCCAAGCAUGAUAUUGAGAGAAGCUCGCACGGCGUUAAGAAGCGUUGGUCGAGACUCAGCUCCUCGAACGAUACUCCGGCAAAGAGAAAGGCCGAAGAGGAUGAUGAAUACGACGACGAAACCGAGCCAUUGAUGGAUCGUCAGAAGCGCAGACAAACAGGUUCCAGAUUUGUUCCCGAGUUCUAUGAUGCUGGCGAGGAUUAG
Aureobasidium namibiae CBS 147.97 is the source of this 2166-nucleotide messenger RNA. RefSeq lists its product as uncharacterized. The transcript has 3 exons. The record is from RefSeq and is a predicted model, not a curated record. The coding region runs from base 1 to 2166 and encodes 721 amino acids. NCBI's taxonomy places the organism in Eukaryota, Fungi, Ascomycota, Dothideomycetes, Dothideales, Saccotheciaceae.